Pecten maximus is the source of this 4351-nucleotide messenger RNA. RefSeq names its product forkhead box protein D5-A-like. Gene Ontology annotation, molecular function: RNA polymerase II cis-regulatory region sequence-specific DNA binding; DNA-binding transcription factor activity, RNA polymerase II-specific. The record is from RefSeq and is a predicted model, not a curated record. Gene Ontology annotation, biological process: regulation of transcription by RNA polymerase II; anatomical structure morphogenesis; cell differentiation. NCBI's taxonomy places the organism in Eukaryota, Metazoa, Mollusca, Bivalvia, Pectinida, Pectinidae.
UGGAGAGUUUACUCAGUUUGCUGAACAACAAUUUGGCCAAAAUGUUUCACUGGACAUGUGGUGAUAUACGUAGUCACAUGUAUGCAGCAGUUAUUGUUUGUACCGUAAGAGAUUGAAUGAGAAUUUGUUUAUUUGUAUACAAAGGAACAUACAGUUGACAAUUAUUGACGACACACAAUAGGCGGCUAAUUGGUAGUUAUUCCACUCAAAAGUCAUCAUGCAGCACACGCACUUUGAACCAAGUGGCUACCAGGCCGGACUUUACAGCGGAUCGCCUUCUUAUGACGGAUCUUCUAUAAAACUUCAUCAUGGACACUUUCAGGAAACUCCGGAAACUUGUUAUAACUCUUUCCUCUCUCCGACAUCCUCGCCGGGAAAUUACAUUUCCCGGGAACCUCCGUCGUACGCAGAGUCUACGUUACUUCAUGGUGGAUUCGUACCCAAUGGCAAUAGUGCCUAUUACAAAAUGCCAAGUGGGCGACAAAUGGACAUAGGCGAUUACGGUCUACAGCGGAGUUCAGGACGUCUAUUGACCAAAUCGGACAUUCUUGACAAUAGUCAUUCCGCCCAUGGGUUGGACCAAAUUCAUCCCCGAUAUGACGCGUUGGGAGGGGGUUCAAAUGUGGUUGGAGGAGGAGAAACAGAAGGGAGGCUUCCCGACAGUGGAUUGAACAAUCAUCACGAGGAAGUACAGCACAUAAAACUAGAGACAAACCAUGACUAUAAACAAGAUAUUCAAACAAUGCCUCAACAGCGAUUGUCUCCAGGAAUCACAGAACCGGAAAUCCCACAGGAAACCAAGGACGAAACAUUGAAGGUAGAAAAGGAAAUAGAACCGAUAGACAUAGCUGAUCCGUCAAAAGGGCACGACGAGAAGGCGCAUGGAAACGCUGACGUCAAACCGGCGCUCUCUUAUAUAGCGCUCAUAGCCAAAGCAAUAUUGGAGUCAGCGCAAAAGCGCCUUAGUCUGGGCUCUAUAUAUUCAUGGAUAGAGAAAAAUUACCCGUAUUACUUGAAUAGAGGACAAGGUUGGCGCAAUAGUGUCCGACAUAAUUUAUCUUUAAACGAUUGUUUUAUCAAAGCAGGGCGCUGUGAGGACGGUAAGGGCAAUUACUGGGCCAUACAUCCCGCGAAUAUCCAGGACUUUAUGAGGGGCGACUUCCGACAGAGAAGGCGCUCCCGUCGUAGGGGUCGCAAGAAGGAUUGUGACCUUGGUAUGUAUCAUAUGACCAACGGUUAUGCGCCACUUGCGCCCAGUGUUCCCUUCAGUCCGUCUACGGCGCCAUUCAGUUCCAUUUAUUCUCCAUAUACUGAUGCUGAGCGCCGAGCAUAUCGACUAGACGAGGCGCUUUUGCGCCAGAGUAUGAACAAUCCCUUCAUGAAAUGGUACCACAAUGGUGUUCCGAAUGGCAGCUACAACUCUCCACAGAAUACAGGCUGUAACUCAACAAUGUAUCCAAACUCCCCAACGUCGCAAUGGCAGGGGUAUGGGGACCAAAGCUACCAGCUCAACCCUUCAUUGUCUAGGAACUAUUCGACAACCACUUUGGUGUAAGCCCCAGGGUGCUUCAGUGAGAGAGACGCCCUCGGCCCCUUUCGGGAACGAUCGGGAAGCAAGUUGGACAGAUUACGGGAUUAAAGGCGCUUGACGCCUGGCGCCGUGUGUCAGUCCCGCGAGGAACGAUGUGCGUUUGUGUGUUGAAGACCAAUCUCGGAUGACGAGAGGAACGUUUCCUGAGACUUGGGAUGAGUGUUUGUCUUGAUAUUACAUUAUCUGAGCUUCAGUGUACAGUGACGACGAGGAUGUCAUAAUUCCGUUCUGAGAAAGACUUUCCAGAAGACUUCGUAUUUCUUAACCAAUUCAAAUGACUGAUCUAGCGCAUGCCUGAUAACUUUUUCUUUGUGGUUCAAGGAAUAUUCAAUACCAUGGGUAGCGAUUUUUUCAGCAUUUAUUGUUAAUGACAAAUUAAACAUAUCAGUGUGACAAAUUAAUCCACAAUUAUUCGUACUGUCAAAUACCGAUUAACUGUCUUAGAUACAUAGCUUUUUAUUUCAUUUACAAUUAAAAUCCUCUACUUCGAAUGUUUUGGGGACAAUCGCGAAGUUAAGAACAAAUUUAAUCAACUUAUAUCAUAAAAUUCGGUUCCAUAAAAUAAUUAAUGUAUGUUAGAAGUUGUUCGAAUGAUACUACUCCUGUCUUUUGGAAUAUGUCUGUCGAUGUUGUAAUAGAAACGAUUUCAUAAAAGGCAGAUUUUAUAUUUAGACUUUAAUGUUUAUGUAUGGACAUCAUUGAACUAGAUUUGGAAAAAAAGAAACUUUGAAUCUGUUUUUCUUUCUUCUAAUUAUCAGCGAUCGUGUUGAAGCAUCGACAAUAAUGUUUUUCGAAAAGUUUAUUUUUUUGUUACAAAAAAUCUUUGGUUAAAAUCAAACUGGUUGCGUAUUACUUAUAUGUCUGAAAGAGACUUUGUAAAGUAGUUGGCAAAUACAUCUUAUAUUUGAUGUGUUAUCUUGCAUCGAGCGAGAGAAGGUUCAAAUUUAAUUCAAACACACAAAAGAAGAAUUAUAAUUGAAGAACCAACGUGAAUGUUAGUCGUUUGUGUCAGUAGAUCGACUUGGGAGGCGGUGCUGGUAGCGAAGGUGUCAAGCUUCUGAUCGACAAUGGCCACUUUUUGAAGGAAGUCAAGGUUUUGAUUGACAGUGACCACUUAUAUAUUACGCUAUCUUUGUAUCAGUGGCGAUAAGUGGCGGUUAAAAUUGAAGGGAACUUCUAACAAACGAUCCAGAGUUCAGAGAGUAACUUCUUAACUCUUCAGAAGGCCUGUAUUCAGCAAGUGAGUCACACAUAAUGUACACACAUUUAUGUAUCAGUUUCAGCCGUCUCAGAAACGUCUGCUUUUUUACGAAGCUCUCUAUGUCGCUAGGACAGAUAGUAUUUAAGACAGUUGCUAUGCAACGCGUGCCAUGUCUUAUUCUAUCACCAUCACCUCCUCCCCUCUCCUUCCUCGUUUCUACUUCUGUCCCAGACCUGCAGAUCCCGACCGUGGGACAAUGUUCCAGAGGUCCCCCCGUGUUGGUUCGUCAGGAAUGUGUAACAGUCCAUUGUGAGAACAAAUGACAUCGUUGAGCAAUAUGGGUCGAUGGCAUACUACUGAAUUGGUCACCGAGUGCCGACGCGCUUAGCGACCGACCCUUACUAUAGGAAUCCACUUUUACUUUCGGGUGCAAAUAAAACAAUAGCAAAGUGUAGUGGACAUAGAGUAUAGCUAGACCUGGUGUGUGAUUGCGAAGUACUUCAAACGAACUAGGGACACACAAUUCUCUGAUAUGAUUUGAGAACUUCCCAUUAAAUUGACAUCCAUUUUAAUUAAGUUUGAGAUAUUUAUACCAGAUGGUUAAAUUGUGUUAAUUGAUUGAAUCAAAUUCAUGUCCAUUUUUCUAUUUAAACAAUACCAUCCUCGAACAUGUUAUAUAUUUGUACCAGGUGGUUGGUUUAAUGUGUUUUCCGAGUGCUCUGUUUUUGUAAUAAUCAAAGUUAAGAUUCUUAUGAAAUAUCAAUAUUUUAUUUGUUAAUUUUUCACUUUUUGUAAAAAAAAAUUAACAUUAUCAUCAAUAAGUUUUGCUGUAAUUUUAACCUUUGUGUUUAUAUUUACACAACUCUCUUUAUCUAUUGUUCUGAAAUGAAGCGUUAAAUGCUAUAAUGACUUCUUCUCAUUGUAUGAUCAGAUAUAAGGACCAAAAACAAUUAAGUUAUUGGUAGUUUGGCUAUGAGUGUGAGCAUAUUCAUAACAAUAGAAAUCUCCCAUUAUUUCCAAAUGAAAUCUUUUUUCAGACUGAAUCAUUGGUAUACUAUACAGGCUGUAUCUCUUAUUUUCUGUCGUCUUCUUAUUUCAAAAUUAUCAAAUUAAUUGUUUAUUGUUGCAAAUAAAUCUCUCUAGGGUGUAUGAAGACAAUGUAGAUUUCUCAAGCUGAUAAUUGGACAAGAAAUGUGUGCUUCAUAGAGAAACAAGAGAGAUCGUGUGUGUCUGAAAUAAGUCAUUACGAUUUUAGAAAUUAGGUUAUGGUAUUCCUCGUAAAGGUAUGUAGGCAGCAUACUGUUUGAAGAGUUGAAUGGCUUUGCGUAAGAGGAAGGAAUGUAUUUAGUUUUUGUUCCUUAUGUAAGUAUAGUGCAUCUGACGAACGGAGUGUAUUUCAAACUUCACAGAUCUGGAGUUGUAUGUACAUAUAUUGUAAAUAUUUUUGUUUCUUGUAAUAAAUUAUUGACAUGUUUAUGCAAACCUCUUGAAGUAAACAAGAAAAUAUAACAUGUUUUUAUUUAUUGAUAACAUGAUUAAUUGAAAUAAAAUAUUGCAAU